AUGAAGCUACCGAGGAAGGAAUCCAAGCAACGUCCAUUCUCUUAUCACAGCAUUCGUCAACGAUGGUCCAUCAAGCAUAGAAAGAAACGAGCUGCAGCAGCAUUCACCAAAGACGGCCUGACCCGAGAUCAGCUAUCCUCAAUGUCCUCAUUGGCCGACUAUGCAGAACGCACUUUUCAUUUGCAACUCGAAGACAAACAUAUCCAUGACCUACUCGCCGCCAAUGCUUGGGACUUGAAGCGGGCCAUGAUCGAGCUCGACCAUUACGAGGAAGCUUACCAUGGACUUUUACAUACAACACCUGAGCCUGGUAGCUCCAUGCUAGGCGCUGAAAAUGAUGGUGGUACCAGUUGUUAUAUCGAUGCUUUAUUAUUUGCCAUGUUCAUCUCGCUUAUGGCAUUUGAUCCUCUAUUGACAUACGAUACCUCUUCCGAUCAACCUGAAAAAGCAACACUGCAAACAGCAUUACGCCUUUUUGUCAAUACGAUGCGCAAAGGCCAGCUGGUACGAAGACAUGUCGUUGUACAACUACGUGAAGCCCUUCAAGCUGCUGGUUGGAAUGGCAAGAGUGAACGUGGAUCUUGGCGACAAGAAGAUGCAAGUGAGCUGCUACUAUUUUUGACCGAAGCCUUUGAUCUUCCAUAUCUUCCGUUCCAAAUGCGGUUAUUCCAUGGUGCCAAAAAGGACGUGGAUGAUGAUCGAGUGACGACGGAUCGAGUGCUAUCACUAUCCAUGCCAACGGAUUCGCAUGAACAAGUCAUUCGACUCGAGAAUAUCCUCCUUGAUCAUUUCUACAGCAGCAUCGUUACCGGUGUUAGACGACAAGUUGAUUGGCAUGAAUUCAGUCCCAAUUCGGCACCAGCUUCGCCUACCAGUAUGACGAGCAUGUCCUCAAUCACCAAAGUAAAGUUGACAGAGCGAAGGGAGGAAAUUGCUGUCAAUGCUUGGCAAGUGUUGGAGCUGCUCCCGUUUUACAGUGGUAUCAAUGAACAGGGUGAACAAAUCAAGUCCCAGAAUCGUGGAUCGUUUCCAGACUCUCGUAUGGUGUUGCCCAUCAUUCUAAAACGAUAUCGCUGCUCCAAUCGAGGCACCUAUUCCAAAGAUCAGCGAAGAGUCCUUGUCCCUGCCAGCAUUCAUUUCAAUCGCUUUCUCAACCAAAACGCUGAUGAUCCUCUUUGUGAUACCUGUGGCCAAAAGAUUGAAGGUGUCAUGCGCUUACGCAGUGCUGUAUGCCACAAAGGACAUGCUCCAUUUUCUGGUCAUUACAUUGCUUAUUCCCGGUCAUUCAAGGAUGGUCAUGAUUAUUGGCUGAAGCACGAUGAUUUAUCUACUAGUGAGCGUGUCAAACCUUUACGCCCUCAAGACGAGCAAGCCAUCUAUGAAGAACUAAGUCGAGAUGGUUAUUUAUUCUUUUACGAGUUAUAUCGCGAAUGUCAACAUCAUGAAACACCACCACCAUCACAAGAGCCAAUACGACGACCCUCCACCAGCAAAGAUCCAAAAGGUGCCUAUCCCCCUUUAUCCCCUGUUCUCGUUGCCAGUGCACCUGUACAAGAAUCCCCAACUGAAGCUGAAGACGCUGUUGCCCCCUCAUCAUCCACUAAAUCCCGUCAUUCCUUCUUAAGAAAGAAGCAUUCAUCAUGUCAUAUCAUGUAA
Messenger RNA from Lichtheimia ornata, 1656 nucleotides. RefSeq lists its product as uncharacterized. The transcript has 4 exons. NCBI's taxonomy places the organism in Eukaryota, Fungi, Mucoromycota, Mucoromycetes, Mucorales, Lichtheimiaceae. The record is from RefSeq and is a predicted model, not a curated record. Bases 1 to 1656 code for a protein of 551 amino acids. Gene Ontology annotation, molecular function: cysteine-type deubiquitinase activity; cysteine-type endopeptidase activity. Gene Ontology annotation, biological process: protein deubiquitination. Gene Ontology annotation, cellular component: cytosol; nucleus.